UACCAGAGCCGCGUGUAUGGCAUUCACGUGACUGACGCCCACUCAACACACCUCCCAUUUGAGCGCAUUUUGACGCAAAUCCAACACAUCGUUAACCUCAUCGGCAAAGAGCUCAUCACUUUCGAUACACAUCUCUUUGAGGUAUCGGACAGCGUGUGCACCACUUUCAUCAACAAAGACUCGCUCAUCAAAUCAAACUCAUUGAUACUUAUGUCCCGCAAAUCGCAAACAAAUAUCUCUCAAACGAUGGCUAAUACUGAAGAUAAUGAGUCCAUUGAUGACGAGAUAUCGAUUGUUGAUGUUAUUGAUGCCAAACCGCUCACAACUACUGUCGCAUCGGAUGGCAUUCAAGUCGCGAAGACUGAUAACGAUUCCGAAGGCAAAGUGCAGACUAUUGUCAUUGUCUCGAGUGAUGAAGAGUUGGACACAAAGCCAUUAGACGUGAAGAUUAAGGCCAAGAAAAAGAAGAUAUUAAAGGAGCAGAUGUUGUCUGACAUUCCUCAGGAGUAUCGCUACGAAAAUCUUUUCAUUAAGACGUCUGAAGACAUAGAUAUGUUCAGCACUUUCUUGGAUGUAAUCAAAGAUUUUUCCGAUAAUAACUGCGACCUAAUAGCAGAUCACGAGUGGACUCAUGCCAUACAUCACCGCAUGAAAGCCAAGGGCUAUCAUGACUGUCAGCCUAAGAGUUGGCGAUGCUUUUACAUGAGUCUCACCGAUCAAUACCUCAAAGUCCUCAAGACUAUAUCGUCGACCGCGGAGACAGAGUUCCCAUUCUUUGCCAAAUUUAAUGAAAUACUAUUCAACGCCAUUAACCCUAUAAUGAGGGAUAUCUUGAAUUCGCGGACCCGUUUCCUGAUCUGCUGUCAACCAGAAGAUCCGCAAUUUCUGGCACUUCAGGUGACGGCUGACGAUCAGAAGACUGAGUCGGAUCUGAGGAAUAAUUUUCAGAAGAAACUCGAGAGGAAUAUCUCUGCCAUUAAGGAGUUUGUUCUAUUGGUUCGAGUGAUAGUCCACCAAAGAGUUGGCUCACAUGAGCCACACUUCCAGGACGUGAUCACUAGAGAGAUGUUGAAGAAUGGCAUCAAUUGGGCGGCAAGUAAGCACUCGGAGAAUGGCAUCAAUUGGGCGGCAAGUAAGCACUCGGAGGUCAGGUGGUGGGCACCCAAUGGCUUCCUCGACACUUGGCUUACAUUCUACUUCAAUAACCUCACAAAUUACAAAAUUUCAUUGACUUCUCCCAAUCGUGUCGUGCGAUACGUCUAUAAGUAUUUAAAUUCAAUUCAAACACAAUUCCCGGAUUUGAAGCAAAUUUUUGCUGCCAAUGAAUACUUUACUGAGAAGUUGGUGUCAAUUGAAAAACGUUUUGACGCCACGUUUCGUGAAGUAAAGCCCAAACUGGAGGUCAACAACACGUCUGCCAAACGCAAGCAAAGCGCUGGCAACACGUCCCGAAAGAAACCCAAAAAGUAUAACAAAAAGAAGCGUAACUACAAGAAAAGGCCUAAUUAUGCGGCAAAUCGUGGCACUAAUUAUACCCAAAAUCGUAGCAAUUAUACGACAAAUCGGGGCAAUAAUUUCAAUAGAAACAAUUCAAACGCAUCCACUUCGGGAAGUACUGGAGUUUCGGUCAAAAGGGAACCAAAUGUUGUGAUUAAAACGCCGCAGACACGAAGACCACAGAUGUCUGGAUUGGAUAGACAGCGGUUCGUGUCGUUGAGCGAUGAGGACUACGAAGAGAUCAAAUGCGGGAUCUGUUUGGGAGUCCUCAACAAACCGGUGGUCACCCAAUGCUGUCAACAGUCGUAUUGCAACCAAUGUAUCACUGAAUGGAUCAGAAACAGCAAAACGUGUCCCAAUUGUCGCAAAGCACUGACGGCUAAGAAGUGGUUCCCGGCGCCGCGUUUUAGUGUUAAUCUCAUCGAAAGACUGGACAUCUGUUGCGAGUUUAAGGACAAUGGGUGUCAACACGUAUGCAAACUGUCACUCCUGGACCAACACCUGAAGGUGUGUCCACACAAUCCCCUGAAUCGGUGCCCCUAUUGUCAAGAAGUGAAUACUAGUGAUCAUAACUGCGGUCCACAGUUGAGACAACAGGUGGACAGUCUUCGGGCCGAAGCGGAGGCGCUGAAGGCGUCAAACCAGAAGUUGUCAUCCAUUUCGCGAAAGUAUAAAAACAAAUGCAUUGAAUGGGAGAAUAGAUUCGGCGAAGAGAUGAGACAAAAGUCGGAGGAAUACGAGACACUGUUGACUGUGAACACGAGUUUGGAUCAACAGAUCCAGGCGUUAAGGCAAGAGGUUCUGGAGCUGAAGACAAAGGGCAGUGAUAUGUGUGAACAAAAUCAGAGCUUUUCGACAGAAAACCAGAAACUGAGACAAGAGUUGAAAGAAUUGCGAGAUUUGUGCGACAAUUGUCUCAAAAGCAAAGAAGUCGUGGAGAAGAGUAACCAGAGUUUGGCUCAAGAGUUGAGUGAAAGGACCCGAGAGUUGCAGACAUUCAGCGAACAAAGCGUUGAAUUGAAUGCUUUGAGAGCCGAGAAUGAAGUCCUGAAAUGCAAUCAAUUUUCAAACGAUCAACACAUCUGUGAUGUGAUUAAGUCGGCGAGAGAUCACACGCGACAGCCGGACAUUCAUCGCUCGAAACUGUCGAAAGUGUCCCAAAAUAUAGUAAUUAAUAAAAUGAUUGAAUCCAUCGAUAGGAACGACACAUUUCGGGAGAUAGCCAUUGAUCUGAAGCGGGAUUUGGAGGCAUAUAAACGGGGCGUCUAUUGGAAUACAUUAGUCUUUUGCAACACGUGUUGCCAUCCAAUCACUUACAGCGAUGAAGACAUGAUUGACGUGUCUUUCGGUGCCCUCAGACUGAAACUCAUAUCAAUCGCCGCAAACAAUGGAAACAAUACAAUACAAGGUGUCACUGCAUUCAGAGGUAAUCAGGCAUUGAAUGAAAUUCCCCGACAAUUCUUCCGAUUAGUUUGCAAUGACUUGAGGCAAGUCGUAUGGGAACCCAACGCGAAAAUGAGUCCAUUUGUGGCGCCCAUAUCGCCCCUGUAUGUCAAUGGGUCCAAGAAAUGGUUCCGAACCCCAAACCGUGUGGGAGAGGUGUGGCGGACAAGGGGUAAGGAUUAUAAGCGACAAAAUGCAAACAAUUGGGAACUCUUUGUAAGCAAUGAUCAGGAGAUGGAGAUUAUGGAGUAUGAGAUGGAAAAACAGCCGUCCGAUACAUUGGAAAGUCGUGCGGAUGGGGUCGCCAUCCGUAUGGGAAUCGAUGGCUGGCUCUACGAGAAGCGACGGCGGGGAGGGGUCUGGGAAAGGUGGGAACAUUCAAGUAUCCGUUCUUCAGACUCAACCCUCAGCCAUAGGCUGUCAAUCGAUACUCCAUUUCAAUCACAAGAGUUGUUUCCAUUGAAAGAGAUAGAAGUGUCAACAGAUGAGUCGCAAUCCCAUCAUCCGGUGAUCCCAACCACUUCUGGACAGUCUGUUUGUACUCAUCAGACAAAUGAGCCGACGAUAAUUGAAACCACAUCUUCAUCGACACGACUGUCCAAUUCAUGUCCAGUGCUGUCAACUAUGAAUGGACAGGACGUUCCCAUCAAACCUCAGAUGAGACUUAAAAGG
Oppiella nova is the source of this 3612-nucleotide messenger RNA. Lineage: Eukaryota; Metazoa; Arthropoda; Arachnida; Sarcoptiformes; Oppiidae. The record is from the annotation of a GenBank genome assembly.